This is a messenger RNA of Pygocentrus nattereri (red-bellied piranha), 1737 nucleotides long. RefSeq names its product tetraspanin-1-like. NCBI's taxonomy places the organism in Eukaryota, Metazoa, Chordata, Actinopteri, Characiformes, Serrasalmidae. The record is from RefSeq and is a predicted model, not a curated record. Bases 82 to 810 code for a protein of 242 amino acids. The transcript has 8 exons. Gene Ontology annotation, cellular component: membrane.
AGUUCUGCAUAUUACACACACUCUACACACCUUGACAACUGCAUUCACCUGUGGACAGGACAAAAAGAAAAAUCUGCCAAAAUGUGCUGCGCAGGCUUUCUGAAAAUAAUGAUGUUCAUCUUCAAUGGCUUGAUCUUCCUGGCAGGUGGAGUGAUUCUAGGUGUGGGUAUCUGGGUGACUGUAGACAAAAGCUCACUGCUGGGAAUAUUAGAAGGGAUCAAAGAUGCGCCACCUGAGUUAGCGCAGCUGGCCAACGUGGGCUACCUGCUGAUCGCCGUGGGAGCUGUACUGGCCAUCAUGGGCUUCCUGGGCUGCUGUGGAGCCAUAACAGAGAGCAGGUGCAUGCUCCUCACUUUCUUCAUCAUUGUGCUCAUCAUCUUCAUCGCAGAGGUGGCCGGCGCCAUCGUCGUCCUUGUGUUCAAGCCCCAGGUAAAUGAAGCGUUGCAGAAGCUGAAUGAAGAAGUUGUUAAUCUUAUCAAAAAGGACUAUGGAAGUGAUGACGCCUUUACAACGGUGAUGAAUGAAACUAUGCAUCAGCUGGAAUGCUGUGGAUACAACAACUACACUGACUUCACUGGAUCCCCUUUUCAAAAGAACACCUUGCGAUAUCCUGAGAGCUGUUGCCCUUUAACUGGAUCGUGUAUUGAGAGCGAAGCAGAAUCACAGAAAACGAGAGGCUGUUUCACUGCUCUUGUGAAACUGCUGGAGGACAAUGCUGCUGUGCUGGGGGGAGUGGCUAUUGGCAUCGCUGCAUUGGAGAUUGCUGCAAUGGUUGUCUCUAUGGUCCUGUACAAUAACGUGGGAAAAUAACGUCAAAGGCUGCGGCUGCACCAAAACCUAUGCACUUCAUCACUGUACUACACUGAAAAAACAAUGCACUGAAUUUACUUGAUUCAAAAGUGCACAUCACUUCCAUAUGAAUGUAGUAUACUACAUCACCACAAUUGCUGGCAAGUGUAAAUAAAUGUAAAGACUGUGUUGAUACAUAGAAAUAUGUGGAUGUACCCGUUUGAAGCAAAUAAGCUCAAUGCAUGACUUCUUCAGUUCACUGAUACCACCACCUGCUGGAGGUGCUUCAGCCAAACAUUCUAAUGUGGCUGAUAAUGAAUGCGAGCAUAUGAGAGCUCUCAUUUCUGUAACAUCAUGUAGAACUUACUAGCUGUUACUUGUUCAUUAGCAACAUUAGCACUGUUUGAUGAAGUACCUUAUUCAAAAUAACAUUAUGACACACACUGUUUUGACUCCAGUCUGGUCUUCAUUCCAAACGUCUGCCUUUUGGAUUCAACCAAUGAUGAAGCAAAGUGCCUUGACCAGUUCUAUUACUGGAAAUGAUAGGCUAUGUAGCUGCAGUACAUCAUUACAGUCCUGAGCAAACCUUUCAGUGUCUUACACGGAGAGAGUCUUGAAGAUAAAAUAAAUCACCCAUUUAUUGCAUUUUCAUGUUGAUUAGGUCAACACUCAUCUUUUUGUAAAUGAAGAGAAUGAAGAAUAUAAGUUUAGGCACUUCUGCCUGAGGUCUUUCUAUAUUUUAAAGACCCCAAGGCAACAUUAAGUGGAGUCGAUUACUGCAUGACAGACUCGCAGUGUGCUUUACUUUAAUGUAAAACUUUCUUGAUUAGACUUUUUCAUGUAAUAGAAUGUACUGCACAUAUUUUCCAUUGUUUAUGCCAUUAUUGAUAUUGAACUGUAAGGAAAUGUUUGUGUUGUGUGAAAUUAAAUUAAAGAUUUAUUAAGGUG